This is a messenger RNA of Amoebophrya sp. A25, 3080 nucleotides long. Lineage: Eukaryota; Dinophyceae; Syndiniales; Amoebophryaceae. The record is from the annotation of a GenBank genome assembly.
UCUUAGUUCUUGUCGUUAUUUUCGGCGAAAAAUUAUUCUUGUACUGUCAUUAUAUGCAGAAUUUUAGAGCGUAACGCGAUAGAAAUAAGAAUCCUGCACCAUUUUGGCGGCGUUUAUUCCUAUCCUGACACCGAGCGACCCCGACGAUAGAGAGAAACGCGACGGCAGGAACCAACGCCGCCCCGAGUUGUGAAAGUCGUGCGCGGUUUUGCCUGUUCGCUGUGUUUAUUCCUAUCCCUCCAAAGUUUUCUUGGGUCGUGCUCUGGUCUAUCGUUCCGCAGUCGGUUUAGAGCGGAACCGGUGAAAGGGUUCGAAAUCGCAAAAGGCGCGAAGGUCGUUCGCAUAGUUUACGUAAUGGCUAGCCUGCUGAGAUUAUUCGCUUCGCCUUCUGGUCUUUUUGUUUGUUGACUUAAGUGCGUAACGCAUUGGGUGUUGUGCUGAUUAUGCUAGUCCCGGCACAUGUUGCCGCAUGUGAGAGAAGUCCGCACAGCUUGAAUUUGUUUGGGCUGUUUGCUGGCGAUCUGUUGAGGGUUGAGCCAUACAAAGCAAGGCUGACUCCUUGGAGUGGUCUCGCUGAGUAAUUGAGCGGCCAUGAACGUCCGGACGUGACUGGCAACGCACUGACACAGCAGCCGGCUGCCUCGCUUCUGAUUCAAGUCCAUCCAUGGCGUCUCUCCUUUUUUGCCCCCCCUCUCCCCAAGUUCUUUCUUAGCUUAUAAAUACAUGAGUGACGCAACCAACUCGAGCCAUUCUCUUCGUUUUCGAAGGUUCUGGCUCUCUUUAUUGUUCGGCUUGUCUGGUUUUUUUGCUUGUUCUUGCGCAAGCAAGUAGCGUCAUGGAUAAAUACAGCACCGCGCGCAUGAAUUAGCUCGCAAAGUAUGGCGAUGCCUGUGGUCUAUGUAUAAGGAGGCCGCUUUUAAUGAUAACUCUCGGUCGAAGCCAUGAAAAUGCGAAACACUAGGCGCGCUGCCAUCAGGUUAGUCGCCAUAGCUCCGUCGUUCGUUGGUUGCUUGCUAUGUUUCUCAUUGAUUGGGGACGCCCGCCCCAUUAGUUUUGCGCUUUAGGGCGCUCUUUUCUCCCGCGCAACAAGAACAAAGCUAACCUUCUGACGCGGCGUCGACUCGGUUUGUGCUCCCGCGCCGUGUGUCUUGUAAAUCUGUCACCUUCUGCGUCUGUCGUUUCCUUGUGCCCUUCGUCGUGCCACGACCACGAGUGUCGCGCCGAUCUUUCAGCAAGUAGAUUGCUCUGAGUGAUUUCAUCUGUGCGCACUUCCGUCUCGGUCUUCUCCUUUCGAUUAGGUCGCAGCAGUAUGCUCCGAUGGUGCUACUUCUGGCUUCUUGAAUGGUGUUCGAAUUGUAUGACUGCGCAGCGUUUUCCAGCGUAGCCUGCUCCUAGUUAACGCUGCGACUUAUGAAUGUUGGGGCGCCUCGUUUAUUCUUAUCGUUCCGCUUCUGUCUAUCGUUCUGCAUUUAUGCAGCACAGGCGUCAACCAUCUCCACAGACUCUCGCUUGAAAAAAGCAUGUUAGUUCAAACAUUUCUUCAAAUUUAGGUGCACAGCCCAGCAUGGCUCUUUACAAUGCACUAGGUUUUUUUGGACAGUAUGCGGUAACGUGGGGAAGAUCACUUUGAAAUGUAAGACGAGGUCGACGAUGAGCCCUCGCCUAAGAACGAGGCUCGCAAGAGCACAUCAUGGCACGAUGGAAUAACACUAUGCCAAAAGCGAACAUGGAAAAGUCAGUGGUUUUUUUGCCGAAUGAAUUUCAGGGAUCAGUCGGGCAAUAUUCGUCUGAAAAUGAAAAAUUUCCAUUAUGAGACGAAUAAUGUACAAAAAAGCGCUUUUUUUGCGUUUUUUGGAAUGGAAAAAGUGAAGGCCCUUUUUUUGCGAGUGAUGCAUGGAAAAAGUGAAGGCUGUUAUUCGCUUGGAGUGAUGCAAGAUGGGCACUCAGUGAUGUUGUAUAGAAGGCAGCGUGAGGGAAAGAUUUAUAUUGUGGCGGGUGGUACGAUGGGUUUUCCGCAUUCUGUUAUUGGCUUACCUAUCUGCUUUCAGAUUCAGUGCGUCUCGAUGUCGAUCUUGAAGUGCUAUUAUGGGUCUACUUCUUUAACAGUCUAUUUAUUCACUUACACGAUUUGUUCACAUCAUUUUUUUCUAAGACAGUAGAUUGUAAUACAAGAUCCUGGUAAGAUCGGGUACUCGUAUCUUGUUCUGUGUCCCGACAUUGUAGAGAGACCCUGCCGCCAAAACAAUGACUAAAUACGAUGCGUUGAUAGUGAGUAGGAGCUCGGCGGCAGGGUCUAUAGGAGGGCACGAAGAAGUUGUAGGCGGGGAAAAAUGCCGCAUUUACUAGAUAUGUAACGGAAAACGAUGAGAACUGAAGAGAAUUCGAAUGAAGAAGGAAAAGAGAAAAAAUGGUCCUCAGGCGCUGGCUCGAUACGGGUAUACUUUCGAGGCUCAAGUGGUGAAUGGCGGAUUGGCAAGCGCAGGCGGCCAGGAGUGAAUGAGCAAUCAUGCUUAGUAGUGCAGCAGGGGCUUUCACGAAUUGGGCCGGCGUUAGACCCGCGGAAGAGGGUCAUAAGGUUUUAUCAUGGAGUGCGCGCAUGUUAAGGUUUUUCGGGUUAAGGCUAUUGCAGUCCCGAGAGGGCCUUAAGGGUUAUUCUGCAAUGGAGUGGGCAAAUGUUAAGGCUUUUCGAGUUGAGGCCAUUUCAGUCCCGCGAGGGACUUAAGGCUUUAGUUUACAAUGGAGGACGCGCACGCGCAUGCUCAGGCGCGUGGGACGGCGAUCGUGAAAGGAUGCUUUGGUGGACUUUGUUGUUAGCUCGUGAAGCACAGAGGAAGAAAUGUAAACGUGCUUCGUCGGUCACUGAGAGGAGCGGAAAGAACCACAUGGACAUCGUUUCUGUCUAAUGGCGCCGACUUUACUCAGGACGCCUCACUUUUCUGUUGUCUGUGAAAUGCAUUGAUUCUUAGGCCCAGCUUUGCUGGAGCCUUGGCCCCUGCAGGAUCGCAUGCCAGCGACCUUCUAAUUCUAAUUCUAAUAGAUAUGAGUUUUUGAAUUUCUUGGGUACUGAAAAGGCUAGAUAA